AUGUUGACUCGGCUUGUGCGGCCUCUAACGCGGGCUCGGUCCGGCGUGUCUGUACCCAGCGGGCGGAGAUGCAUAGGUUCGGUCAGUGCCAUCGACUCGAGCAUCUUUCGGACGUUAUUCGGGACAGACGAGAUUCGCAAGGUCUUCGAUGACGAAGCAUACAUCCGGCGCUGCGUCGACGCAGAAGCCGCCCUGGCACGGGCCCAGUCUCGAUGCGACGUGAUCCCGUCAGAGAUCGGGGCCAUGGUGACCCGCAAAGUGCAAGAAUCCAGCCUGGACCUCGACCGGCUGCGCCACGAGACCGAAAUCGUCGGGUACCCGAUCCUGCCGCUGGUGCGCCAGCUGUCGGCGAUCUGCGGCGACGAAGCAGGCAAGUAUGUACACUGGGGCGCGACGACCCAGGAUAUCAUGGACCUGGCGAGCGUUCUCCAGAUGAAAGAGGGGCUGGCUAUUGUUGAACGGCUUCUGAAGGAUGUCAUUCGAACGCUGCGUGAGCUGUCGGAUAAAUACAAGGAUACGCCCAUGGCUGGGCGCACGCAUCUGCAGCAUGCGCUGCCUGUGACCUUUGGGUACAAGUGUGCCGUCUGGCUCUCUGGGUUCCAGCGGCAUCUGGCGAGGCUGGAGCAACUGCGAGACCGGACUCUCCUGGUGCAAUUCGGUGGCGCGGCUGGCUCGCUUGCGUCGCUGGGGUCUGGCGAUGACGGGUUGCGCGUGCGAAAGGCACUGGCAACGGAAUUGGGGCUGGCGGACCCCCCGAUAACGUGGCACGUGGCCCGCGAUGGCGUGGCAGAGAUAGUGAAUUUCCUCGCGCUGAUGGGCGGCUCGAUGGGCAAGCUGGCCCUAGACAUCAUUGUCAUGUCGUCCAACGAGCUGAGCGAGGUCGCCGAGCCCUUCGUGCCUCACCGGGGUGCUUCGUCAACAAUGCCGCAGAAACGCAACCCAAUCUCCAGUGAGGUGAUCCUGGCCGCGUCCAAGAUCCUGCGCUCGAACGCGGGGCUGGUCCUCGAUGGCAUGGUGGCGGACUUUGAACGCGCCUCGGGACCGUGGCAUUUGGAGUGGGUGGCUGUCCCCGAGAGCUUCUUGAUUGCCGUUGGGGCAUUGUCACAGACACACUUUGCGCUAUCAGGUCUCUCGGUGAACAGCAAGCAGAUGCUGGAGAACCUUCACUCUACCAAAGGAUUGAUUGUGGCUGAGGCUGUCAUGAUGGGGAUGGCGCCGCAUGUCGGCCGCCAACGAGCUCAUGAUAUUGUCUACGAGGCUUGUCGAGAAAGCAUUGAGAAAGAGCGGAGUCUUCUGGAGUGUCUCCUAGAGAAGAACGAGGUCAUUGCGAAGAUGAGCCAUGAACGACUAAGCGAGCUUUGCGACCCGGUGAACUACUUGGGUGCGUCGACGAGAAUGGUGGACGACGUGCUAGCUGUGGAUUAG
Molecule: messenger RNA, 1425 nt
Organism: Penicillium alfredii
Lineage: Eukaryota; Fungi; Ascomycota; Eurotiomycetes; Eurotiales; Aspergillaceae
Product: class-II fumarase/aspartase family protein
Exons: 2
Coding region: 1-1425 (474 amino acids)
Molecular function (GO): catalytic activity
Source: RefSeq, a predicted model, not a curated record